This is a messenger RNA of Acipenser ruthenus (sterlet), 1780 nucleotides long. Its product is annotated as forkhead box protein N5. The transcript is spliced from 6 exons. The record is from RefSeq and is a predicted model, not a curated record. NCBI's taxonomy places the organism in Eukaryota, Metazoa, Chordata, Actinopteri, Acipenseriformes, Acipenseridae. Gene Ontology annotation, biological process: regulation of DNA-templated transcription. Gene Ontology annotation, molecular function: DNA-binding transcription factor activity; sequence-specific double-stranded DNA binding. Bases 99 to 1130 code for a protein of 343 amino acids. Gene Ontology annotation, cellular component: nucleus.
UACAAUUCACAACUGGAUUGAGUCAAGGCAACUGAGAGACACGCCAUAAAGACUUAAACAGCAGGUACACCCGAAAGUCCAAAACACUUGCCUUUGAAAUGUAUCUUCAGCUUCAAAACAAGACGUGGCUGUGCGAUCUACACCUGAAGACAUGCCUCAGCGACUGGGACAUGAACGAGGAGAUGAAGCUGGCCGCAACUACUGACCAGUUCUUUCAAGAUGAGAAGCUGAAUGACCAGUACCUGGUUCGAUGGCACUAUGCACGCUUCUCCAGGCGCAGCUCGUCGGGGUUGGAGGAAACGCAAGCCCCGCUCUACACUGAGAAGGAAGUCUCCAGGGCAGAUCUUUUAGAGGUCUUAUUUCUGUCCCCCCAACACACAGAAUCUAACUUCCAGCCCAGUCUCUGGUUGAUGGUGAACCCCAGGCUGGCCUGCCCCAUCAAGUACCCACAGGUGGAGCAGCCCAAGCCCCAGCCUGGUCCCCCUCUGAUGGAACCGAAACACUCGCCCCUGCCCCCUGCCCCUUCCUCCCAUUCAACUAGAGAGGAUCUGAGCCUGGACGAGUCCCUGCUCUACACGUCUUCAUCCAGCGAGUACAUGUUCACAGAUGAUGACGCUUCGUCCCUCGAUAUCCCUGUUCCGCGGAAACCCAAAAGCUCUCCCAAGCUGAGGAAGAAGCCCCUGAAAGAGAAGGCAGUGAAAAUCAAGUCCCUGAGCAAGAGGCUGCAGAAGGUCCUGCAGGAGAGCAACAACCUGAAGAAGGGGUGCUGGCCGCGGCCGCCUAUCAACUACUGCAUCCUCAUCGCCAUGGCCCUCAACAGCAGCUGGAGCGGCAGCCUCAACGUGCAGCAGAUCUACAACUUCACACGAGAGCGCUUUCCCUUCUUCCGCACGGCUCCCGACGGCUGGAAGAACACGAUCCGCCACAACCUGUGCUUCAGCAACAGCUUUGAGAAGACGCCGCAGCUGGUGUGCAGCCAGGGCAAGCGCAAGUCCUGCCUGUGGAGGCUCACCGUGGACGGGCGGCGUCGACUGCGCAGAGAGAUCCAGGGGCUCUCCGGCGACUCCUUCAAGGUGCUGCGCAUGAGCAUGAUGGAGCCAGAUUUGAUCACUGGCUUGUUAGAGAUGUAAUCCCCCUCCAUUAACAGCGAGUGGUCGAUUCCGGCCUGACGCCCUCUUGUGGACAAAGAUGUUACUACCACUGAGCAGGCUGCAGCUGUUCCCAGUUCACAAUGAAUUGUGCCUCCAUGGUCCCUAAGCUUCUUCACACAGAGCCCACACUUUGAAGAACAAGGUUUGGUGAUGAAAUCACCAAGUGGACUCGUCUGCUUUUUAUGUUUUAAUGAAUGCUGGAAGACAACGGACCAUGCAGUUCUUGAGGCACUACGUUUAAUUUCCUCGGGUUUCUGCAGAAGUGUUUGAUUUAUAAUUCACUUUACAGUCCUUGUGUGUGUUUAUCGGUACAGAUUUGUAAGGAAUACUGAACGCAGUCUGUACCUUACUGAAAGAGCCUAUUAUAGUCUCUUUUCAUUUUUUCAAUAGAAAACUAGACUUGUGUAAAUAAUGUAAACAAUGAGUAUUUUGUGUGUAUAUAUACUAGGAAAUUACAUUACAUUGAUUGAAAAUUUGGUUGCAACUUUUCCCCCAAUUGCUGUGUAUUAACCAGUAAACCUGUUUUCUUUUCUGCUGCUUUAUAAAUACAGCUCCUACCUCUAGAAAUUCAAUUCUGACAAAGAUGUUCCUCUUGUUCUGAAAAAGAAAUAAACAUAUUUAUCAAUUUC